AUGACGGCACGAAUUUCCACACCUGGCCCGCAAAACGCGGAGAAGAGCCAUCGCGAUGAAGCGGAUUACGCCUUGGUCGUCCAAAGGAAGGCCAGGGGAGUUGCCGAGGCGAUACGGGCGACCAGCAUGGUCAAAAAUGAGUCCUGGGCCAGUCCCCUCGCAGCAGCUCCUUCCGCCGUGAGCACAAUGGCCAUUCUCCUCAAAACCUCGAGUUCAAAGCGUGCUGCUGGCAUUAAAGUCACGUCGCGAGACAUCAAGGAUUCGAUGGGUAAUGUGAUCGGUGAGCUGAGUUUCGAGCCGCUACAAAGCAAUCUGGAGUAUUGCUCCAGCCUUGGUCAUCAUGCAUUCAGGAAGGCCAGAAGCACGAUGGAGUAUAUCAACCUGAUAGCAAACAAGAUGAUCAAAGACGGGGGCAGCAUCGAAAAGAUUCUCCGCGCCAUCAACGAGGUGGAGGAUGAGGAUGACGAAGAUGAAGACGAUUACGACCUCUCCGAAGGCAUCAAAGACAUUCAAAACGAGACGGCACAAUGUCUAGCAAAGAUCACAGCUCUCACCGGCGAUUUUGAGUUCUGGUACCGGGUGAUUGAAACCCUCAAGGCAAACGUCAUUGCCUGCGACAGACAAACGCAGAACGAAGCCAACAUAAACGAAGAAUCACUCCAGAAGACGGAAUUCGCGAAGGAAAAGCUGGAAACAAACGGCAAGACCACGUCCGAAGUCAUCGAGCAGCUGGAGGCGCAGCUACAACUUGCGAAGGAGAACGUCUCCAAAGCCCAGACACGUGUGACGGAGCUGGAAAACAUAGUGCCAGCACCGGAGCCAAGCGCAGAAGACGAACAGAUCUUGGCUGACACCUUGAUUCCCCUUGAGAAAAGAAAGAAGACUAUGUUCGGUAGGCUGAUACAGAAGGUUGCCGGCGAGAGUGUGGAGGAGUACAAGAUCCGGGUGGAGCACCAGCGCGAUGUUGAGCAACGCCGAGCCAAUUUCCUCAAAGAGAGCAAGGAGAAACGCGAAGCCGAGAAGAAGGCGGCGCAGAAGGCCCUAACGGAUGCUCAGGCUCGUGAGAGCUCGCUCAAUAAGCAGUGGUCCAAGCUCAUUGCGGACGUGAGCAAGAACAAGGAAAAGCUAGCAUCAGCCAAGCACAACCUCGACAACACAGAAGCGAGGUUCAAACGACUAAGCGAUGAGAAGAUUGAGCUUGCGGAAAUACUGGAAAUCCUAGAGGAGUCAAGGCGCGAGCUGGGGACCUUGAAAGGACAGGUUGAAGAACUCGUCACCUUCUUCCAUUCCAUUCUUAACGAGGUCGAAGUAGCAGUCACCAUGGAAGUCCAGAAAGAGAUCGUCAGGCCGAUCACCAACAAGCUCAUGUAUAAUGCGCAGGGGGUCUACCAAGGGGUGAGACUAGGAAAGAAGACGAAACAGAACAUUCACAACAGUGCUAUUGGCAUUCAGGGCAACUUUUGCGCCAUUAAGGACAUUACGGGCGUUUAUGUCGUGGCUUCUGACCGUUACAUUAUGCCCGCUAUCAAGAAGAUGACAUCCCUCGCUGAUGCCAAACCAGAGGACUGGCCUGAACAGCGUGAUGCGUUCACCAGCUGGUGCCGCAAGUCUACGGCGGAGAUUGAAGCCCUAACUACGACCACUGACGAAGAAAUCGUGGAGCACAUGACGGAGCGCGUCAGACACCUGGAGUUGGCUGUGCGGCCCGUGCCUUUGAUCGCGGGAGCUGCUCGCUGA
Dichotomopilus funicola is the source of this 1737-nucleotide messenger RNA. RefSeq lists its product as uncharacterized. The transcript is spliced from 6 exons. Lineage: Eukaryota; Fungi; Ascomycota; Sordariomycetes; Sordariales; Chaetomiaceae. The record is from RefSeq and is a predicted model, not a curated record. Bases 1 to 1737 code for a protein of 578 amino acids.